Sinocyclocheilus grahami is the source of this 718-nucleotide messenger RNA. Its product is annotated as cytosolic acyl coenzyme A thioester hydrolase-like. The record is from RefSeq and is a predicted model, not a curated record. Lineage: Eukaryota; Metazoa; Chordata; Actinopteri; Cypriniformes; Cyprinidae. Gene Ontology annotation, cellular component: cytoplasm; cytosol. Gene Ontology annotation, molecular function: long-chain fatty acyl-CoA hydrolase activity. The coding region runs from base 1 to 486 and encodes 161 amino acids. Gene Ontology annotation, biological process: acyl-CoA metabolic process; fatty acid catabolic process. The transcript has 5 exons.
AUGAUAUCCUCUGAGACUCUCACACUCUCAGAGUCAGACCGAGCCCACUCCAGCGAUACUCCAGUUCUUACACGGAGAUCAUUCAGGUCCGGCCAGUCUGACCAGACACCAAAACCAGCAGAGUGGGUCCAGGAACAGGAAGGAUCAAGCCAUCUCCCUAACAUCUUUGUCAUCAUUAUUCAGCAUGUUCAGAAGGUGGCAUGCUGUGUCAUUACUAUUUCCGGCCGAAUGACCUUCACCAGUAAUAAGUCAAUGGAGAUUGAGGUUUUCGUAGACGCUGACCCACUGGUGGAGGCUGAGAAGGGAAAAUAUAGGGCUGUCACAGCCUUCUUCACCUACAUCUCCCUGGACAAAGACAACAAGCCCCUUCCAGUGCCACCACUGAAGCUGGAAGGUGAAGAGGAGCAGAAGCGGUUUGAAGAAGGGAAAGUGCGCUACCUGCAGAACAAGGCAAAGAGACUCGCAGAUAAGGACCGUCAACAAUGACUUUUACCACGCAAACACCAUAUUGUGUUGUAGAAGAAAAUUCUUUAAUAACAGAGCCUCAACAUACAACAUACUAUAUUAAGAACCUCUGCUUUAUCCUACAUGUAGCUCACUGAAUAGAAAGAUAAUAUAUAGGAAAAAUGUAUAGGUUUAAUUGACUUGUCUGAGUUUACCAAAGCGCUUGUCUAUGUAUCUCAAGCUAAACUAAAAAUUAAAAUAUAUUUAUGUUUUG